Messenger RNA from Lotus japonicus, 2756 nucleotides. RefSeq lists its product as uncharacterized. The transcript has 14 exons. Bases 80 to 2536 code for a protein of 818 amino acids. Gene Ontology annotation, biological process: RNA methylation. Gene Ontology annotation, molecular function: tRNA (cytidine-N5)-methyltransferase activity; RNA binding. The record is from RefSeq and is a predicted model, not a curated record. NCBI's taxonomy places the organism in Eukaryota, Viridiplantae, Streptophyta, Magnoliopsida, Fabales, Fabaceae.
AGAGCGUCACUCGUAACUAACCAGUCGUGUGCCUCCAACUCGAAAGCCUCGUAGCAGAAAGAGUUAGUUACCGGCAACCAUGGGCAGAGGAGGAAGGUCACGCACGCAGAGAAAGCAUUUCCGCCAGAACAGAGAGAACGAGUGGAAGCGUUCCAAAUCGGAUCCCAACGCUUCCGAAACCCAAACUACACCAUGGACUCCCUUCGCCACUGCGAACCCUUCCUUCGAUGCCUACUACAAGGAGCAAGCUGUGGUGGCUCCCGAUGAGUGGGAUCAAUUCGUCGCGUUUCUCAGAACUCCCUUGCCUGCUUCCUUCAGAAUCAACUCCAGUAGCCUGUUUGCUGACGACCUUCGCUCGCAACUGGAGAAUGAUUUCGUGCAUUCUCUUCGUGCUGUGGUUCCUGAAGGGGUUGAGACUGAGGCUAUUCGGCCAUUGCCGUGGUAUCCGGGGAACUUCGCUUGGCAUUCGAAUUUUUCUCGGAUGCAGCUCAGGAAGAACCAAACACUUGAGAAGUUCCAUGAAUUUUUAAAGCUAGAAAAUGAAAUUGGAAAUAUCACAAGACAGGAAGCUGUCAGUAUGGUUCCUCCCCUAUUCUUAGAUGUGCAUCCAGACCAUUUUGUACUUGAUAUGUGUGCCGCACCAGGUUCAAAAACAUUCCAAUUGCUUGAGAUUAUACACCAAUCAACUAAAGCAGGAUCACUACCUGAUGGAAUGGUUAUAGCAAACGAUCUUGAUGUACAAAGAUGUAAUCUUCUCAUCCACCAAACGAAAAGAAUGUGCACAGCCAACCUAAUUGUUACCAAUCACGAAGCGCAGAACUUCCCAGGAUGCCGUUUAAAUAGAAAUCAUGAACAGAUGGAGUUAGAUCACCAUAUUAACCAACUACUAUUUGAUCGUGUUCUGUGUGAUGUUCCAUGUAGUGGAGAUGGUACACUUCGUAAGGCACCUGAUUUGUGGAGGAAAUGGAACUCUGGGAUGGGACAUGGGCUUCAUAGCCUACAAGUUCUAAUUGCUAUGCGAGGUUUAUCUUUACUCAAAAUUGGUGGAAGAAUGGUUUAUUCAACGUGCUCAAUGAAUCCUAUUGAGAAUGAAGCGGUGGUUGCAGAGGUUUUGCGUAGGUGUGGAGGAUCUGUGAAACUUGUUGAUGUCUCUAGUGAGCUUCCACAACUUAUUCGCCGGCCAGGUCUCAAGAAAUGGAAGGUGUAUGACAAGAGCACUUGGUUUGUCUCUUACAAAGAUGUUCCUAAGUUUCGUGGAGGUGCAAUUCUUCCCGGUAUGUUUCCCUCUGGGAGACUUGAUAACAGUAAUCGUAAUGUUGACAUGGGAGACAUUGCUAAUGGUGCUAAUGGAAAUGCUGAAGAUUGUAUUCAAGCUGUUGAGAAUCCAGUGAUGCCUGAGUCUGUUGAGGAAGUUUCUGAUUUACCUCUAGAACAUUGCAUGAGGAUAGUGCCGCAUGAUCAGAACACUGGAGCCUUCUUCAUUGCUGUUCUGCAAAAAGUUUCCCCUCUUCCAGCCAUUCAAGAAAAGCCUAAAAUAGACGUUGGUGGGAAAUGUGCAGAACCAGCAAACCACAGUCUUCAGGAUGCACAAGUACUGCAGAUUAACUCAUCAGAAUGUGCAGAUGAAGAAAUCCUCGAAGAAGCUUCAGAGGAAAAUGUAAAUGACAAUGAACCUGAUACAGAAGAUUUGGAAGUUAGUCCUGUUCCAAAUGAAGAGGACUCUAAGGAAACUGAAGAGCCCCAUAAUGUACAAAAUGUGGAAAAGAAGAUUCCAGGCAAAAGAAAGUUGCAGAUUCAAGGGAAAUGGAGAGGUGUUGACCCUGUCGUCUUUUUCAAGGAUGAAGCAAUUAUUAGUAGUAUAAGGGAUUUUUACGGAAUCGAUGAGAAAUUUCCAUUCAGUGGCCACCUUGUUACAAGAAACGAUGAUACAAGUCAUGUGAAAAGAAUUUACUACAUCUCCAAGUCAGUCAAGGAUGUUCUUCAGUUGAAUUUAUCAGUUGGGCAGCAACUUAAAAUUACCUCAGUUGGCCUGAAGAUGUUUGAAAGACAAACAGCAAGACAAGGCAGCGAUGCACCAUGUGCUUUCCGAAUAUCAUCUGAAGGGCUGCCCCUUAUUCUCCCAUACAUCACCAAACAAAUUCUACAGGCAUCACCUGCAGAUUUCAAGCGUAUUCUGCAGGACAAAGAUGUAAAAUUUGAUGAUUUUGCUGAUGCUGAAUUUGGCAAAAAUGUGGCAAACCUAUUGCCAGGCUGUUGUGUGUUAACUCUGGCUAAAGGGAACGAAGUUGCUACAGAGUCCCUCAAAGUGGAUGAGUCAACAAUAGCCAUUGGAUGCUGGAGGGGUAAGACGAGAUUGACUGUGAUGGUUACUGCCAUGGAUUGUCAAGAACUGCUUGAAAGGCUUUUAAUACGUCUAGACACAGAAAAUGGCUCCAACGGGCAUGUAGACAAAUCCUCUAUUAAUGCGAGUGAAGUACAGCCUUUACCGGAGUUGAACGGUGGAAAUGAGGAUGAUGUAAAAGCUACUGUAAGCUAAAAAAGUGACUAUUUAGCUGAUAUUUAAUACUCAUUUGUAACACAUUUUUAUGAUGAUGCAUACAAAAAAUGGUGAUUUUUUCCCCUUCACCCAUGUAACGAUAGUGAUGAAAUUACUUGUUCUCGUCAUUACUUUCUAAGAUACAGACGUUUGUUACUGUUUGUAUUAGUAAUAUUCUAUGACUUUGAAAGUUUGCAUGAAUGGUUUGUAUCAUUUUUUA